AUGCCUACCUCUCAUCAAACAGGAGAUGUCUUCUUUGACUUCGCAAUGAAGCGACUCAAGGCUGUCAAAGCCCAGCGCAAACGAGCUCGUCAGAGGUACAGACAGCAAGUACAGGCUACUCAAGAUACUACUACCAAGCCGGUCUCCUUAGAGCCUUCAACUCUUCCAACAAAAGUCAUGCCUCCUACAGACCCAGCCAAUGACAUGAAUCCUACGCUGAAGGCUUCUUCCUCACACCCUCUCCACGUGCCAACCCUGGUUACAACAUUUCGGCCUACAGUUAAAAUAGAGCCCGAAGAUCAUGAAAUCGUGGAAAUCUCUUCGGAUCCUGUUGAGCCCCCAGCUCUUCCUACACAGUCGCAGCCUACAGUCAAGGUAGAGCCCGUAGACUGUAAGACAGUGAAGGUUUCAUCAGACCUUCCCGACCUUGAAGAGUUAUUCGCAUUCAGAGGCUCUCUCUUUGAGGGAUUUGAUGAUGAUCGCAAAGCUACAAAGUCAUCAGGCCGUACGGUAACUCCGGGUACGAGUCCUAGAUUGCACCGCAAGUUGAUGCCCAUUGACGGUGGGGCGGUCAACACACGCAAAGAUCUGGACGGGCUGAUGCCCCUGGUACCCUAG
Messenger RNA from Fonsecaea pedrosoi CBS 271.37, 618 nucleotides. RefSeq lists its product as uncharacterized. NCBI's taxonomy places the organism in Eukaryota, Fungi, Ascomycota, Eurotiomycetes, Chaetothyriales, Herpotrichiellaceae. Bases 1 to 618 code for a protein of 205 amino acids. The record is from RefSeq and is a predicted model, not a curated record. The transcript is spliced from 4 exons.